AAAUUGAAGUUUUAAUGGUAAGACAUUUUUUUUGGCACCAUUAGGAGUUAAAUCAAAGGAGUUGUUGACAAAAAAUCAUGAUUAAUUAUAUCUUCCUAAAACCCUAAAUGUAGCACGUGCAGCUAAAUCAUUGACACGUGCCAGCACCAUCUGAAAUUCCACCCUUUCACGACCUUUUUAGCUACCCUCUCCCUCUGUCUCCCUUUCUCUCUCUAACUCGCUUCAUGUUUGUGCCUUCUUUUCUCUCCCCAUCUUCGGUACGCCCAAAGCUCUAAAAAUCCCUUGCCUUUGUUCUUCCGUACGCUAUUUUUUCCGAAUAAAUUCAUUCCAAUUUAAAAGGUUCAUAGUAGCUCAGUUUUUUAAGUAACUGUCUUAUGAAUCAGUUAAUAUCUGGUUCUGUUUGGCUGCCGAGAAACUCAAAAGCUUGGUGAAAAUUUACUGAAAAACAGAGGAUUUCUGGAUAAAUACCUUAUAAAGUUGGAGCUAUCCAUAGUGUGUCUUUUCAUAAUUUAAGGAUGCUGUCUGCUUUGGCUGGCUGACUUCUUAAUUUGUGUCUGGUGUAAUAAGGAUGGUGGAGCACCAUGAUGUUGUUUUAAACUUGCCUGGUCUCCAGAGAUUUAUCUUCUUUUGCUACAACUGAUUGGCUAAAUUUUGGGUUAAAUCACUUUUAAGCAAAUGGAUCGCUGUGACACUUCAGGAUUUGUUAGUGGGGGUGGGAUUUACUCACUCAACAACAUAUAACCUUAGUUUUGUGGCUAAUUGUCUUUACCCGGAAGUCAGGUUGACUGCUCUAUUGCAAUUGAGAUUUGGUCUGCAUAUCAUUAUUUGAUUUUGGCUAUCGCUAGAUGGACACCAGGUUCUCAAACUUGGGUUUUGCUGCUAAUUAUUCUUUGAAUGCAUUCAAGACUUUGGGUAGUUCAAUGCAAGUUGGAGGAAAUGGAGGUUCAUUUAGCACAGAUACUGUUUUACAUCUUGAUUCCCCUAGCUCUUCAAUUCCUUACAUGUUCACAUCAAAGGGAAUCAAGCAGAAGCGGAGUUUGAUGGAUGGAUCCAUCAGGGAGCAAGUUGGGUUGUCAUUGUCUCUUGGGCUAGGCCGCUCCUCAAGUUCCUCAGACAGCAAGGGGAGUUCAAUAACUGCUUGUGCUACCACAUCUUCAGCCAAAGAAGCUGAUGAAGAGUCCUCUAUGGAUAUUGAAUUGGACUUUACUCUCAACCCCAAGAAAUCUGCUAUUCCAAAUCUGAAAGGACUGGAAUUGCAACUAAAAGUGGACUUGGAGUUAAGUCUUUCCACUGGGUCUUCUGAAUCCGGUAUCACUACUGUCCAUCUUAUCUCUUCUCCUAUUCAGUCAGGUAUAGAGCUGCCAAUAGCAAAUGAUGGGGCCCCAAAUGCUGAUGAAGGAUCUACUUCAUGUCGUUGGAAACCAGGGAUUGUUUUGCCACCAUGGCAGAGUUUGCUAGCAAAAGAGACUAGCAUCUUCUUCGAGGAGGUUCCAAGAAGCAUUGAUCUUUCUCCCAUUGUUCCAGACCUUUCUUCAAGCAUGAUUACUACUCCAAAAUGCUCAGUCACCUGCACUUCCGGGAUAAAACGGCAACAACAGCCACAACACCGCAGCUCUAGUUCAAAGAGAUGUCAGGUUGAAGGAUGUGGAAAGGGGGCCAGAGGUGCUUCUGGCCGUUGCAUAUCUCAUGGUGGUGGCAGGAGGUGUCAAAAACCUGGUUGCCAUAAGGGAGCAGAGGGCCGGACUGUGUAUUGCAAGGCCCAUGGUGGUGGUCGGCGAUGUGAAUUUCUUGGUUGCACAAAGAGUGCAGAAGGUCGUACUGAUUUCUGUAUUGCCCACGGUGGUGGUAGGAGAUGUAGUCAUGCUGGUUGCACUCGAGCUGCCAGGGGCAAAUCUGGACUAUGUAUACGUCAUGGUGGUGGGAAGAGAUGCCAAAAGGAAAAUUGCACAAGGAGUGCUGAAGGCCUCUCAGGACUCUGCAUCUCACAUGGAGGUGGGCGUCGAUGCCAAUUUAUAGGAUGCACAAAAGGGGCACAAGGGAGCACCAUGUUCUGCAAGGCACAUGGUGGUGGAAAACGAUGCACUUUUCCGGGGUGUACCAAGGGUGCUGAAGGGAGUACGCCUUUCUGUAAGGGUCAUGGAGGGGGGAAAAGAUGUGCAUUUCAAGGUGGUGGGGUUUGUACAAAGAGUGUGCAUGGAGGAACCAACUUUUGUGUAGCUCAUGGAGGAGGUAAGAGGUGUGCGGUGCCUGAAUGCACAAAGAGUGCUAGGGGACGUACUGAUUAUUGUGUUCGUCAUGGUGGAGGCAAGAGAUGCAAGUUUGAAGGGUGUGGCAAAAGUGCGCAAGGUAGCACGGAUUUUUGCAAGGCGCAUGGUGGAGGAAAGAGAUGCUCCUGGGGCCAUCCUGGGUCAGAAUAUGGCAACCAACUUUCAGGUCCUUGUAACUCUUUUGCAAGGGUUAAGACAGGUCUCUGUGCACUACACAGCGGCCUGGUUCAGGAUCAGAGGGUUCAUGGUGGUGCAACACUUGGGCCUAUUAUCCAAGACCCUAAACUUAGCAAGUCUGGGAAGAUAAAAGAGAUUGUUACUGCUGAGAACAUGAAUGUUGACAUUAUGAAAAUGGGCAGUGGCGUAGAAGCUUCGGCAGGCAUAAUUUAUUCUGGUUUGAAUCACUAUGGAGUUCCUGCUUGUAAAUCUGUAGGCAAAGGAGGCUUCUCUACUUUUGCUCCUGAAGGUAGGGUGCAUGGAGGGAGUUUGAUGGCAAUGCUAGCAGGUGGUUCUGGUCUUGGCUCAGGCAACAGUGAGGGUUUGGCUGGUGAUCCAUCAGAGCCAGGUCUAUCACUUCUCUUCUCCGCCUUUCCCCUUCAUUUCUGCUAAUAAUGGUUUCUGGUUCUCCAAAUCUGGAGUUUUUUUAGAUCAAACUGCUUAUUCGCAUUUCUUCAGCCAUUCUGUUAAGUCGCUCUUAACCUUUUAACCCUCAAUUUUGAUCUAUCCUAUUUUACAUCCCUCCACCUUUGCUUGAUUCAGAGGUGAUUAUUCCUAUCAUGUUCUCUGGGUUCUUUAUUUUUAUUUUUAUUUUUUUCACUCCUUCAAACUAAGCAAAGGAUCUAAUCAUGUGAUUGUCUUUUGCAUCUCGCAAUGGCCCAGCAACCGUGCGAUUGGGCCUUCCCUCCACUGGAAGAGAAGGAAAAACUUAAUCAACUAUCAUUUAAGACCAGUCUUGAAAAUUGCAUGUUGCCCAUAGUCUCCAAAUCUUCAAGGACUUUGCCCCAAGCAUCUCUACAGACUUUUAUAAGUGAAAGCUAUGUGAAAUUUGUUUUGUGGAUUCCUUUAUACAUAUAUAUAAAUGAAGUUCUGAUGAAAAGGAAAAAUUAACUUUAUUUUUGGGUUAUUUCAAUUUACAACAUCUAGAAUCCCUCUUUACUCUCUCCAUCUUGUCCCCGUUUGUAAUGGUAUAUUAUUGUAUGGACGCAUUACAACAUAAAGUUUUGUAUA
Durio zibethinus is the source of this 3494-nucleotide messenger RNA. The record is from RefSeq and is a predicted model, not a curated record. Lineage: Eukaryota; Viridiplantae; Streptophyta; Magnoliopsida; Malvales; Malvaceae.